Drosophila serrata is the source of this 1992-nucleotide messenger RNA. RefSeq names its product DNA fragmentation factor-related protein 1 (gene Drep1). Gene Ontology annotation, biological process: regulation of apoptotic process; apoptotic process. The record is from RefSeq and is a predicted model, not a curated record. NCBI's taxonomy places the organism in Eukaryota, Metazoa, Arthropoda, Insecta, Diptera, Drosophilidae.
GCGCUCUUCGCAUUCCAAAAGCUCCCGCUGCAGAGCUAAAAACACUACACUUCAUUCCCAUUUCAAGUGCAGCUUGCGGGAAGGAAUUUCAAGUUUGUUUGCUUAAACUUCAGUGCUAAAAAAUCACCAAAUGUAAAACAAUAAAAGCUGCAAAACAAGUGAAUUCCAAAAGUGAAUAAAUAUUAUUAAUCAACAAACAAAAGCCAUGGAGACGACAGCCGCGAAUUCGAGCGACUCCAAAAAGCCGUUCAAAGUCAAGGACGUAACUCGGAACAUUAAGAAGGCUGUCUGCGCCUCCAGUCUGGAGGAGAUUCGCAGCAAGGUGGCGGAGAAGUUCGAGAAGUCUGACCAUCUGCCCACCAUCCACCUGGACUCCGAUGGCACGGAGAUCGAUGAUGAGGAGUACUUUCGCACCUUAGAUGAGAACACGGAGCUGGUGGCUGUCUUUCCCGGCGAACAUUGGAUUGAUCCCACGCACUACGUGACCAUAACCACUCCGCAUGGCACCGAUGUUGGAACCGGAAACGGGGACCCCGCCGGCGGAGGUGGAGGCAAAGGAGCAGGAGGCGAGGGCGAUACCACCGAUGCCAGCAACUCGGAAUCGGCUCGCAUCCGUCAGUUGGUGGGACAGCUGCAGAACAACCUUUGCAAUGUGUCCGUAAUGAACGAUGCGGAUCUGGACUCACUGUCCAACAUGGAUCCCAAUUCACUGGUGGACAUUACGGGAAAAGAGUUUAUGGAGCAGCUCAAGGAUGCGGGAAGACCCCUUUGUGCCAAGCGCAAUGCCGAGGAUCGCUUGAAUCUUUUGAAGCUGCUUAAGGCUGGAGCCAUCUUCUGCUCGGAACGCUAUCCCGAGGAUGCGGAGGCCAUUGAUCGGGAGAUUGGGCGACAGUUGAAUGAGGCAGAGAACGGACAAAUGAGCACCACGGCGACCAGCAAUACGCGCACCAUCGAGGUGGUGCAGUGUGACAAUCAGAACACGACGAUAACCAUCACAGUGGGUGAUGCCACCAGCACAUGUGUCACCACCGGUGCUGGUUCCGCCGCCGAGGUGGCGGCCAAUGAGGCCAAUGCCAAUCUCAGCGGAAAUCCGAAUGCCAACGGCGACAUCUGACUGCCCAUCUUGGGCAGCCUCAGGUGAAGUCUGCCGGCCCAGGAUUAAAGGCAGCGAUAGUGCAGCAGAUCAGAGCGAAUCAAAAUCAUGGAGGAUAUACCAUAUAUACCAUACCGACGACAUCAGUCCUGCAACAUUGGGUUAACAUAAAUCGUAUUUGUAGCAUGUAAUUAGGCACUGCGAACUCUGCAAACGAAACGAAGACGGAGGAAUCAAUCGAGAACAAAGUCACACAAUGCUUCAUAGUAUCUAAGCGCAAAUGAAAGUUAACGAACAAAUACACGUACUAGAGUUAAAUGUCAAGGUCAAGAUUUGAGAAUUGAGAUGUGAGAUUUCAGAUUUGAGAUUUGAGGAGAGAGUGUUUUAGCAAUCACAGUCAGAAGAAGAAACGUAUUAGAACUUAUACACACAGCCACACAGAAUCGCAAUAGGAGAACUAUAUACACACAUUUAAUCAAAGGUUAGCACAAUAAGUAUUAUAUUUGAGAUAGAGACAGACCCAGGCAAAGGAACCCCGAGUUGAACCCGAAUCGGAUGGAAUGUCCCAGGAAUCCUUUGAUUUGCUUGUCGUGUGAAUUGUGUUUUAAGGAGUAGAGGUAGAACGGAGACGCACAUCAAAAAUUGUUUUUAGACCAAUGCCAUUGUGAAUGUCAUUCGUUAAAGGCCAAUUGAGACUGACUGUAUUUAUGUGUAAUAGGUUUUUUCGUGGUUUGUGGGAGCGGCUUGCGACGAGUUUUGAGACGCUUCGAACGCCCCUAGUCCCGCCCCUCUCCAGCCGAACCGGUAGCCAAAUGAAUUUAAGCCAACAGCAACCAUUGUUAGCAUAUUAAAUUAAACAAUAAAGAGAACCCACACAAUAAAGCAAAGGAAAAUCACCA